This is a messenger RNA of Rotaria socialis, 831 nucleotides long. Lineage: Eukaryota; Metazoa; Rotifera; Eurotatoria; Philodinida; Philodinidae. The record is from the annotation of a GenBank genome assembly.
AUGGCAACAGUACGGAAGAAACGUAUUUAUUUUGCUCGACACGGCGAACGUAUUGAUUGGAUCGAUAAGAAUUGGAUGGCAACGGGCGAGCGACCUUCUGAUCCGUCACUAUCUCAUUAUGGUCUUCAGCAAGCACGUGAACUCGCAUUAUAUGUCGCACAAAUUCAGCCACGAAUAACUCAUAUCUAUGCAUCACCAUUUUUACGCACUAUUCAAACAGCACUACAAGUAGCUCAUGAACUCAAUAGGCAUGUUUCAUCAGCUGAUGAAAUUAUAAAAAUUCGAUUAGAACCAGGAUACGGUGAAUACUUUUUUGAUGAAUGGGAUCAAAGUACGAUAUAUCGACCUUCAAGUCAACUGUUCGAGGCCUCACAAAAUAUUGCAUGCAUCGAUCAAGAUUACGAUAGUGUAAUUAAAAGUGACUAUUACUUGCAAACGAAAAUCGAAAGUCGUCAGCAGCUACGAAAUCGUUUGAAACGAGUCAUAGAGAGUACAUUAGACUCUAGUAAGGAUGACUCCAAUAUUUUGAUCGUUACUCACGCAGCACCAUUAAUUGAAGGAGCUAGGGCAUUAGCGACAAUCACCAGAGAACGGAAUCAGGGAAUGAACAACAUGGAAGAAAUCGAAAACCAAAAGAAUCUAGAAACAAACAAUCUCUCUAAAUGGGAAAUGCUUCCGAUUCGAGCAGGUGUAUGCAGUUUGACGUAUUUCGAAUUAAUCGAUGACAAAUGGAUCCUGUUGGAAAACGGACUCGCUUCGUACUUAUCAAAAGGUGAACAAAAUGUUUGGAUAUUUCCAGAUGAUUCAUCACUAUACGAACCUUCAGAAUAG